Closterium sp. Naga37s-1 is the source of this 624-nucleotide messenger RNA. The record is from the annotation of a GenBank genome assembly. NCBI's taxonomy places the organism in Eukaryota, Viridiplantae, Streptophyta, Zygnematophyceae, Desmidiales, Closteriaceae.
AUGUCGUCGGCCCUACCUCUUUCGUAUCCCUGCAUAGCUUCACACUUCGACUGCCUUACGCUCAACACUCGACAUUUCUUGGAUGCCGUGCUUCUCACCCGCCGCCAUGUCUGCUGGAGCUCGCAGCCGUUUAUCCGACAUUAUAAUGAAGCAACAAGUUUCGCAUCCAACCUGCACGUGAUUACCAAGGAAAAGGAUGCCCUCCCAUUUGGCAUUGCGGAUCACCUGAUACACGCUCACCUGCGGGACGCGGCCGAGGUGGAGGUGCUGGAGGAUGUGUGCGAGGAGGAGCUGGACGAGCUCAUCCCCAACCCCUUCUACCCUGACCCUGCUGCCGCUGCUGACAAGGACGGCGAUUCCGCCCCGGUGGCGGCAGCUGCAAAGGGGGGGGAGGCGGAGGAGGACUCCUCGGAGGACGAGGACUGCGAGACGGAAGAGUCCGAGGAGGAUGAGGACUCCUCGGAGGAUGAGGACUCCGAGGAAAACGAUGAGGAGGAGGAGGGUGAGGCGGAAGAGGAGGUGGGUGUUGGGCAGGGAUGGGACGAUGAGGACGAGUGGUGGGCAGAAGGGCGAUUUGACGGGGAGGAGGUGGAGGAGUGGGUUGCUGGGCAGGAUGAUGAGUAG